AUGACCGAGUUAAGCUUCAUCAACAAACCCCAGUCACAACCGAUCAAAUACAAGUCCAUUGUUGACGUUUUCAAUGAGAAUGCGAGCGAGUUUCCGGAGAAGGAAAUAUGCAUCCAGCGUUUCCCUGACGGAUCUCGGCGUCCGAUAACCUACAGCGACCUGAAGAGGAAGGCAGUGAAGACUGCUUCGUACCUGGUGGGUCAAGGUAUUAAAGUAGGAGAUAAAAUAGGAAUCGCGGGUCCUAACUCUAUAGAAUGGAUCAUCGGGGAGCUAGCUAUCAUCAUGGCCGGUGCCGUUAGUGUUCAUCUGCCAAUGUUUGAUGGGAAUUUCCGGAAGACCCUCGAAGGAAUACAGAUUUCAGAAUGUAAGUCAGUUCUACUUGAUCCAGAGAAUGACGUCAAGUUUUUAGAAGACGUCGAAGAAUAUGUAAGCAACAAUCCUUCAAAUGAAAGAAGUGGAUCGAAGAACCUGGUCUUUGUCCUACUCCGGAAGAUUGGGAAAUCUUUCCUACCUGAUUUGGAAUCAAUGGAAAUAUCAGAUGAACAUCAGCCAGAGCCACAACUUCCUCGAAUCUUUCCGGAGACCCCCGCCAUUAUUUUCAUGACAUCUGGUUCAACAGGAAAGCCUAAAAUGGUCGAAUGUACACAUUUAGCAUUAGUUAACACGGGAUCCGCUAACAUGUUCACUCGCGGUGUCGGCGGGAAAGGAGAAUCAUACUUCAACGAUCGACCUUUCUCCUGGAUCGGAGGUAGUAUUAUAUACUGUCUACUACAGGCGGACACUAGAGUGUUUCGGGAUGGAAGGAUAACUGCGAAAGGAGGCGAUAUUAUGGACCUCUGGAAUAUCAUCAUGGAAGAAAAAUGCACCAGUGGUCUUUUCCUGCCUUUCACCAUCUAUGAUAUGCUGCAGAACAAAGAUAAAAUCGCCAAGACAGGAUACCGAAUGAAAUCCGUCAUCACUGGAGGUCAAAUAAUUAAACGUAAAGAGACAGGAAUUCUAGGCGAGGUUUGUGAAAGCUUGUACAUGUUGUAUGGGUCAACAGAGGUAGGCAUAGUGACUUACUGUCAAAUAGACAGCCUCGUGGAAACUGGAAGUAUUGGGUCUGUUUUACCCGGAGUUCAAAUAAAAGUCGUUGGUGAAGAUUUGAACACGGUUGUUCGUGGAGAAAUGGGUACACUUUAUAUAAAAUCACCUUGGAUGUUGAAAGGAUACUUCAACGCAACAGAAGAUCAAAAUAAAUCCAUUGUAGACGGCUGGAUGAAUACAGGAGACGUCGGGAUUCUAAGGACUGACGGACAACUCAUAAUCAAAGGGAAAAUGAACAACAUCAUCAAACGAGGCACUUUAAAGGUGGUAUCUGGGGAGGUUGAAGAAUGCAUAGCCACAAUUGCAGGUGUGAAAGAUGCUGUUGUCAUCGCAGUUCCAGAUCCCCGUUUGUAUGAAGAGGUUUGCGCAUGCGUUGUGUUAGAUAAACAUACCUCAGUUACCAUACAGGAUGUUCGGACUCGCUGCGCAGAAAACCUUGGGGACAAUAUCGUAGGACAAGCCCCUACUUUUUACCUCGAGUUUGACACACUGCCACAACUAGGAACGGGAAAACCGGACAAGGUCAAAAUUAAACAGGACGUAAUGAGCAGAUUGGGCAUCAGUACUCAGUAAACUGUUCACGACAGGAAGAGACAUUUUCUUUGACAUAAUUUGGAUAAAUAGUUUUAUUAAUGGGCCUUUAGGUCGAGUAGGACCGUGUACCCUAAUUAUAGGCGUGAUAUAGAUGAUGAAAUUAUCAAGAUCAUAUACUUAAUCAGGUCCAAACCAGAUAACAGAUUUUCUAUUUUACGAGGUAAGCUUUUAUUUUGCAUUGUUGGUAUAUUAAUUUGUAUGGUUUGUAAAAGCUGCUACUUUAGAAAUUUUGAAUGAGGGAAACAGUGGAUUUGUAUUAACUACAUUUGUAUGGUGAUUGUCAGCCCCUACGAUUUGACGAUUUCAUCUAUUGUUCUUUGUUAGAAUUGUGUACAAUUGUAUACAUGUUGAUGAUGUUGCUUUUGUAACUCGUCAAAGAUAUGAUAUUCAUUGCCGGUUGUUGCGGGUGGACGUUAAGGCCAUAGAUGUAAAUGUUAAGAUCAGAGAUGUGGAUGUUGAUGUCAUGCAUGUAGAUAUUAAGGUCAUACCAAGUCUGUGUCUUUGUCAUAACCCAAGAGUAGGAUCACGUGCGUUUGAUGUUUUUGAUAAAAGCGACAUAAUCAAAGUUGUGACAUUGAUGUCGAACUCCCAAGAUAAAAUACAUUGUUAUAUAUCAUAUAGAUAUCAUUAGCCAUCACAUAAAUAUCCGGAUUCUGUCAGUUUUGUAUGUUACCGUAUUGUGUGACGUAACUUUUGUACAUCUCCGGAAGUUGUUUUUAUACUUAGGUAGUUGAACAAAUGGUUGAACUCCAACCACGUGUUUGCCGAUUCUCUCAAUCAAAUAACUAUCACAAACCAAACUACUUCCCCAUACACACAACGUAACUAGACCUUCGUUCCAUCAACGUGACUCAACUUUACUGAUAUUUUCCCAUAGGAAAGCAUUACAGAAUUGAGAGAAGGUUGCUUACUGAGAUAUUAUCCUUAAAUGAUGUCAUGAUUUCCUAGAAAAAUUAAAGUUAAGGGAUUUCCUUAAGUUUAAGAACAUUGAUGAAUGCGCAUGCGUAUCUGCGUGUUUACGUCAGCUGAGCCACGAACAUGAAUGUGUAGCGUCCUAACGGAGAGAUCU
Molecule: messenger RNA, 2749 nt
Organism: Pecten maximus
Lineage: Eukaryota; Metazoa; Mollusca; Bivalvia; Pectinida; Pectinidae
Product: medium-chain acyl-CoA ligase ACSF2, mitochondrial-like
Exons: 1
Coding region: 1-1659 (552 amino acids)
Source: RefSeq, a predicted model, not a curated record